Messenger RNA from Ilex paraguariensis (yerba mate), 426 nucleotides. The record is from the annotation of a GenBank genome assembly. Lineage: Eukaryota; Viridiplantae; Streptophyta; Magnoliopsida; Aquifoliales; Aquifoliaceae.
AUGGAUGCUACUCCAUCUUCUCUGCAAUCCACUACUUCCAUUGAACCAACCCAAACCACCUCUCCAAUGGCAGCCACCGACGAUUCCAAUGGAACGGCCGAAAUUCCUCCAAAAUCAAAGCCCACCACUGUCCUCAUCGAUAAAAAGAAGAAAAAGAAGAAGAAACCUAUUACAGACAUCUCUGACCCAGCACAAGUGUCCUCAUCAUCAACUUCGUCUUGUUGUACGUCGUCGUAUUCACAUUCAGUACCAAGAAGCAUUCGUGUUUCGAAUAGUCGCCGAAACCCUAGAGUCCUAAUUGGUUCGGCUCGGCAAAAUGAGAACGAUGUCGAGGCUCUCGCGCUUCCUCUUGGAAUGUCAAUCGCCGCUGUUGUCGACCAGAGGCAGAGUGAGGAAUUUAUUCUUGGCUCCGUGUUGUGUGGAUAA